Molecule: messenger RNA, 5802 nt
Organism: Spirodela intermedia
Lineage: Eukaryota; Viridiplantae; Streptophyta; Magnoliopsida; Alismatales; Araceae
Source: the annotation of a GenBank genome assembly
AUGGCAAAAGGAAGAAAAGAAAUAAGAAAAACAAGGGAAAGACAAGUAAUACAGUCGAUGACAUGAUUCCUAGUCCAGGAGGAUCAGCACAGACUCAUUCCGAUGUACAGACCGGGCAAGAUGGGAAACAUGAAAUCGCUCCUGAGCAGAAUCAUCAGGAUCCAGACAUGUCUACAACCCAAAGUGUUUCAGUCUCGGAAUCAGAAGGAGAUUUGGAGAGGCUUAAGAUUAAGGAAUCAAAAGUUGUAAGUAUGCCCUAUAUUUCGAGCUUGCUGAUUCCGCUGUACGGAGACUAAUCGACUGGUUGACUUAGAAUAAAACGAAAUUCCUCUCUUAAGGUUGCUUUCUUAAGAUGUCUGUUCUACUCAUAUGAGUUCUUCACCAAAAAGGGUUUUCUACUUUUAUUUAUGCAGAUGUGCAUUAACUCAGAUAGUGUAUGCUUUCUACACCACAAAAAUGUGCUCUUAUUAUAUGCAUUUCUGAAGUGUGUUUGACGUUCCGUAGUUAGGAUGUAUUUCCGUCACGUUUCAUUUGGUUAUGUGGCUAUAUUCUUCGUCUAUCAAAUAUAUUCUGCGAGUCAAUCAAAACCCCUCUGAACCUAGAUGUUCUACACAUAUUCUACUCAAAAUACGACCCCGGCUAUAAUCCAUAUUUCGGCAGAUGCUGAUGUACAAAAACUGACUACGGAUGCGUGCUUGGAAAAUUCAUCAUUUACCUUUAAUUCCUAUUCACUCUUUGUUGCCAGGCUCAAGUCUAUUGAUCCUUAAAAAGUAGUAAAGUACAUUUACGGAUGUUUGGUGAAAGAUAUUUAUUUUUCACGACGAAAUAGCACUUUAGUCGUGUAAUGAGGACUCUUAAACUGUGUUGAGUGAUGGAACCUCACCUAUUUCGGUUUUUUGCUUAUCUCUCUCUCUCUCUCUCUCUCCGUUCAUUCUGCUGAAAGUGAUUGUUCAUAUAAAAAUAUAGUUCUGUAAAUGUUCACAUCAGGAUAACUAAAUACUUAUUAAGUGAAAGUUAGAAAUAUGUGUAUGACAAAUUUUCUUUUUUACAGGCUGUCUUAGAGGAGAUAAUCAAAGAUUUACAGACCACUAUAAUCUCCUGCAUGGAGAAGGAGGUGCAAUUUUUAUUUUCAUGAUUAUUUGUGUUACCCGGGAAUUAUGAAAUAUUUGGAGCUUGAAUGAAAUAUCUUCAAACUAGGCCUCUUUUGUUAGUUAAAUAAGUUGUCUCUAGAUUUCAUUUAACUAACUUAACGAGCUGCAGGCCAGCUUGGAGAAGAAGAUUGAGAUCUUGCGGAGUGACAACGAGUUAUUUGAGAAGAAAGAGGUGAUUUUCUAUCAGAAGAUUUCACUGUCUGCUUGGUGAACAAUGACCGUUACUCACUUUCUACGGAAAAUAUUGCCAUUAGUCUCAUUUGUUUGCUUUUGGCAUCAAAUCAAUCAUUUGACGAUUGGUUGUAAAGUAUCAGUUUCCAUUGGAUCUUAGCUUUGCCAAUAGCUGUUUUCGAACUUUUAUCGGACUAUGUGGUUGAACUGAUAUGUGUUAACUCAAUUGCCCUACAGAUCAGCUGGAACUUGAAAUUUGAGCAAUUGCAGAGUGAAAUGCAUUCUUGGUCUGCAAAAGAGGUAAUAUUUAUUUCCAGAGUACUUUUUUUAUUAUGCAUGAAAUAAAAUAUUUAAUGCUGUUAAGUUCUAAUUGUUGAUAACAAUGGAAACCUUUGAAUCUUUGGCUGAGCUAAAUGUGGGCAUGCAGAAUAGUUGGUCUAAUUCAAUUCAUAUGCAGGUCAGCUUGGAUAGCAGGCUUAAGAGCAUGGAAAAUGAUAAACAAUCUAGGGUGUUGGAGGUAAAUUAUUAUUUUUCUUUCUCUUAUAAGAAUCGUUUUGCUGGGUAGAAACACGCUGCAUGGCUAUGUUACUACUAGAAAUUUUGUGGUUUUCUCAUUUCCCGUGAUCACAGUACCUGUGAUCUAUGUGGACUGCCAAGUGAUUCAGUUGGGAAUUUAGAGGGUUGCAUGCCAGGAGGUUUGGGUUUCAGUUUCACUCUCCAAGACACCAUAUGCACACAUCAUCAAAGGUUACCGAAACUUACGAAUUCCUCAAAUCUCAUGGCUUCAUCCUGCUCUGACGUUAACAAAAGAGUUUGGGAGCUCAUUCUUGCACUUCUCCCUGAAUGUUGGUGGCCUAGGUGUCUCUUUUUGGGGGGGUGCUGGGCGAGAUUCUCUUGUUACUCGUAAAUGUGCCCUCACGGGUUCCCAGAUUAACGAAUCCCAUCGCCUCUGACCUCUCAAUCUCAAGCCUUGAGUUAAAAAGGUUUACUGAUUAAACGACCGAUUUAUCUUGUUGUUUUAGUGGCACUACGUGGAGUAUCAACGUCUGCUAAUCAAUCAGCUCGAUUACCGUUCAUAUGCCUCUGAUGGCAUUUACUUUUUUUGUGUCAACAUUACUAUAUUGGGAUCGGUGAUGAAGGUUUAAUCUCCAUUAGGGCCUGGCAGUACUCUCCCUUGCUUCCUAAGUGCCUUGUAGAAUUUCUUUGUUUUUUUUGUCUUAGCUACCUCCCAAUUACUACCCUUUCAUGUCUUUUGCAGAAGUCAAUCAAUGAAAUGCUCACCAGACUGGAGGAAAUCGACACAGGGCUACAGAUGCAGGUAACUUCUGUACCAGCCAUUAGCAUAUAUAUAUAUACAGAACCUUGCCAAUGUAGCAUUUGAUGCAAACUAUAUACUGAGGUUACCACCACUGAGUCAUUUUUGUGUCGAUUGAUUCAAAAUAAAGUGCAUUGAAGCUCUCGUGCUCCAUUCAGAGUGAGAUGAUUAAAAAACAGUGAUGUAGAGUAAGGUGCUGACUUCAUUUAUUGGGGAAAAGUUUUUAAUUUGCCAAGUUGAUGAGGUUUAAAUGGAUAAAUGGAAGACAUGAAUGGAUGAUUGUGAUUAUUGGUCGAGUGACUUUAUCUUGGAGACAUGGUAGCAAUUUGUUUAUUGCCUACUUUGAGUCUGACUCAUCUAUCAACACAUCAAUGGUGAUUAACCCUAGUCUUUGAUUAGUUAGUAAGGACGGCAUUUCAUGUCUUCUUCAACACGAGUACAAUUUCUCUAUCGGUUCAUUACUAUACUAGGUUUAGAAUGUCCAUAUCGAGUGCCAGAUACUAUCCAAAUCAUUGGAAUCUUAUCUUAAAUGCUGUUUUAGUUGGCUGAAGGGACAUUAAUGAUAUUUAUUAGGUGAGUAUCCAAAUCACUUAUUCUAACUGGUACCCUUCUCCACUUUUUUUUUUCUGAAAGGAUAGAAAAUAUUCACUAGAAUAUGCCUCUGCCUUGUUUAUACUGGGAGUGAGGUGCAUUAAGCAAAGAAUCAAGAACGUCAAAAAAUAAAAAAAAUAGUUGGAAUUAUCCAGAUGAACAAUUGAACAUCUUUCAUUACAUCGACCAUUCGAAAGAGGGACCUUGAUUCCUCCUCGAAAAGGAAAGAAAGUGGAAAAAUAAAAGAGCACACUGGGCUUGGAAGAUAGGCAUGCCAGCUUCGUAGGAUUCAGCAGGAAAGAAGAGGUAGAAUGGGGGGAAAGCAUACAUACUGUUGAGAAAGGCAAAUCAUCUUUGUUCAGUGCGUCAUUCUUGACUAUUCUGGUAGGAGAUUGAGUCCCUACUAAUUACGGUAAUUGGAUUAAAAAUAGCUUUAAUUAUAAAAUUAGCAUCAAUAAAGACGGGAUUAGUUUUUAAUCUCUCAAGGAGAAUCAUAUGUUAGAUAAAUUUCAGUAGGAGACGGCUGCGUUUUCCAAUUAAAUCACUUAGAAAAAGGUAGGACACAUGAGGAAUGCGUCAUGAUGCUCUUGAAAAAUGAAUGGGUAUCAAUGCUUUCCGAAUCAGGAAUCUGGUCGAUCCCAGUCUUUCCUUUUUUUUUUCUAUUCACAGGCACUCUAUUGCCUUUUAUAGAAGUUAAUAAGAACACUGCGAGACUAUCACUAUGCAGAAUCGUCAUCUCCUCAAUUUUCUCCUUGGUUCAGCCGCUGAAAUAGUUUAUGAAAUAAAAUCUUUUUUUUAAAAAAUAAUAUAUUUUAAAAAUAAUUUUCCUUUGGUGUUUGUACGGUUUCGGUGGUGGAUGACUAAUGUUCUUGGUGGCGUAUAAUUAUAUCGCCGCCGCUUCUUUGGUCUUGGUGCUUCAUUGAAAUGAGUUUGAUUUAUCUGGAAUCAUAUGAGAGAGACCACUCAUCAUAAGGCUCGAAGGACCGAACUGAUGACAUAUUUUACAUAUUCUUCUUUAAAUUGAUGCAUUGCAUAUGUUUCUGAUACGAUCAUUAAACCACAAAGUUUGGCAGGUGAGAGAGUCCGAGAUAUCAAAAGUCAACCUUGUUGAAGACAACCGAGAGUUGACAAAUAGAAUCUCUCUUCUCGAAGCACGCGUGCAGCAUCUGGAGAGUGAGGCUGCUGCUGCUGCGUCUAGAACACCAGCCAUGACGGCGCCCGAGGUCAUUAUCCCGAACCGAUCCAUCUUAUCAACAACUCUGGAGGCACUGAAGACCUCUGAUAUACUAUUAUGAAUUCCGUUUCUUAGAACAUUCUUGAGCAUAUAUUGUCAUUUAUUUCUUUUUUAAGGUACUUAAUAGAAGAUAAUAUCGUUUUUAUAACGGAAGAAAUUUAUUAUUUGGUUUCUAUUAAUGAAUUUUUUUUAUUGUUUAAUCCUAAUUACUUGCUCAUCCAGUUUUUAUAAAUAUUUAUAAAUAUCGCCUAUGUAAAAAAUACUGUUCUUGUUUCCUUUUCCAACCCUCUGGGUCCUUCAUCUCAGGUGAGCCAGCAGAGCGCCGCCCUGGCAGAGGACCUUGCCUCGUCAGAUGGGACCCCCCUGUCUGCCACCUCAUCAUCCUCGUUCCCAGGAGAGGAAGAAUCUGAGUUGACCGGCGAAUUCCCAUCUUCUGGGCCCAACUUUGAGACAACCAUCAUCAACCCCCCAGACGGGUUGCGACAGUCGGAUGAUGGAUCGAAGCAGAGCCCUGAGAUCGUUCAGAUCCCUCUGGACGACGAUCGGGAGCAGGUCCAGCUGGCGCCGGCGGCGCGAGAGGUGGAAGCUGCUGAGAUGGCGGCGGUUCCUCUCUCUGAUGCGCCACUCAUUGGAGCUCCAUUCAGAUUGAUCUCCUUCUUUGCAAAUUAUGUCAGCGGGGCCGAUUUGGUGAAGGAAAGCAGCCAGAGUUCCUCGGCCAGGUAAGUCGACGAACUUAUUUCACAAGGUUAAUUAAAAUGGUAGAGAAUGCAUAGGAAGAUGAUGCCAUUUUUCUUCUUCCUUUUUUUUUUUUUUUUUUUGAUGUCGGCAAAUAUUUAACCAGAGAAAUAUCAUCAUUGAACAAAAAUGUGGGUCUCACACAGAUGCCAUUUAAAAUAUAUAUAUAUAUAUAUAUAUAUAUAUAUUUGUGUGGGGAAAAUAUAGAAUGAUCAUCAUUAUUUGAUGGCUCUCUCCGUCUUUUUGCAUUCAAAUUAUUAACUGCUGUUGUUGGAUGAUUCUAACGUGUACACUUUAGCUGUUAUAUUUUUCUCAUCACGUGGCUGUUUUUACAAUCAUCCUCCACGCUACUCUUCUCUCUCUCUCUCUCUCUCUCUCUCUCUCUCUCUAUUACGUAUUUAUUCAUCUCCAUGGUAGGAGGAGAUCAGAGAAGUGAGACUUCUGAGAUGGUUCCUCGUGGUUUUUCCUCUCUCUCUCUCUAUCUGUUUCUCUCUCUGCUCUGCUCUCUCUCUCUCCCUCUUUAUGGGCUAAAGGUGGGAUUUGGGAUGCCCGAGGAACUCUCAUCUUGGCCAUCUAAUUUACGAUAUUACCCUUUUUCUCUGUGA